GGAGGGGGUGGGUGAGAGAAAGGACGACAGAGUGCAACAGUACACCCUGACUCCCUGGCACGGAAUGUGGAGAGGUUCUGGCCUCUGCUUGUAACUGCUAGAUGGACAGUGACUUAACAAGACAGAAAAGAGAAAAGGAUCUCAGGGGAGGUCGACUUUUUGGGGUAUUAUUUGUCUUGUGACAUUUGAGCCUUUCCAAUAGAGUUGGAGGCGCUGUAAGAAAACAGAAGUCAACUGCACACGAGAGGACUAAUGAGUUUAGUUGCCGCAGAAACCACAGAGGCGUUUUUCCAGGAGAAAGAGAAGUGUGUUGUCUUUCUCAGACCUCUCUCCUUUUAAUAUAAUGCCUGCAGCCGGUGUCAGCGUUCUAUGGAAAACCUUCAUCCCUUUUAGGUCACAGAUCCUUUCUUUGGUACAAAGUGUGGGGCUUGGCUGUCAUCUUGCCGUAUAGGACACUUCGAUUCCUCCUCCAAAGCAGCUGAGUGGAUCAACGUUUGCGGGGCUCAUUUCCCCCCUUCUUCAUGAGUGUCACCUCUGCCUCGACAAGUCAAGAGUGAGUCUGGACUCGAGCUGCCCCAGAUCAGCAGAUAACACAUCAGCACUGCACAGGAACUGGUUGGACGAGUUUAGAAGUCAGAGCAGAGGGCAGGGUAGUUUAACCCUGCCUGAAGGAGAACUCUGUUUUGUUUUCUUCCCACUCGUCCUUUUGGGAGAAAGCAGUCACGCGCAGAGCAUCAUAGCGGCUGUUUGCGCCUUCGCCACUAUGCUGAGGGAUAACUGAGUUUGCUCUUCUUCGUCUUCUUCUUCUUCUUCUCAGAAGGAGAAAGUCUGUGAACGAAAGUAAGAGGGAGGGAGAAACCAGAGUGGGAGACAAAGUAUAAUUUAUUGUUUCCUGGGUUAGAGCAGGCUGCACCCUUUUUUUUUUUUUUUUUUCCUCCUGUCUGAACUCUGAACCACUGAAUGCGUGUGUUAAGUUUUCUCAGGAGCCAUUGAUUGGAGGUCAGGGCAGCAAACACAAGGGUGAAAGGCAAGAACAGAGGGGGCAGCCAGAUUAAAGACGACCAGAGGGCACCGGGAAGGAUCGCCGGGUCAAGCCAAACAGCCGACAAGGAGCGAGAGGUCAUCGUAGAGAUAUCUUUUCAUCCUUUUGCCUCCGACCUACCUUCUAAUUCACACUGGAGCAUUGUCACCUGGGCUCACUUCUUUGACUUUGAGCAUAGUUUAAAGCCAGGGCGGGUCAGUGUAUGAUCCACUCACGGGGUGACGAGACUUGGAGAAUAUGGCCAUGGUAAGCGGGGGAUGGAGCAACCCCAACGGGGACACGACCGGAGUGGAGGAGAAAGUGUACCUGCACAGGGAGGAAGAGGAGGGCUCGCCGCACGCCGGAAGCAGCGAUGUGGACGUCGCGGAUGAGGACAAGGCCUGCGUGCUGGACUGUGGUGUGUGCGGGGACAAGUCCAGCGGGAAGCACUACGGCGUGUUCACAUGCGAGGGCUGCAAGAGCUUCUUCAAAAGGAGCAUCCGACGCAACCUCAACUACUCCUGCAGAUCAAACAGGGAAUGCCAAAUCGACCAGCACCAUCGCAACCAGUGCCAGUACUGUCGACUCAAGAAAUGUUUCCGUGUAGGCAUGCGGAAAGAAGCUGUCCAGCGGGGUCGCAUCCCACCUUCCCACUCAGGUAUCAGUCCCAACUCCCAACGGGCUGGCGGAGUGGGAGGUGUGUUGCCCGGUCACCUUGGUGCAGACUACUUCAACGGGCAGCCGGUGUCGGAGCUCAUCUCCCAGCUGCUUCGGGCCGAGCCGUACCCCAACAGCCGCUACGGGACCCCGUACGGCCAGGCGCAGAUGGGGGCUUCUGCGAGCGGAGCCCCCGUCAUGGGCAUCGACAGCAUCUGUGAGCUAGCUGCUCGGCUCCUCUUCAGCACCAUCGAAUGGGCCAGAAACAUCCCGUACUUCCCAGAGCUGCCAGUUUCUGAGCAGGUGGCACUGCUGAGGCUGAGCUGGAGCGAACUGUUCAUUCUCAACGCAGCGCAGUCUGCUUUGCCAAUCCACAUGGCCCCACUGCUGGCAGCGGCCGGCUUCCACUCGUCCCCCAUGUCUGCAGAGCGGGUGGUGAACUUCAUGGACCAGGUCAGGGUGUUCCAGGACCAAGUGGACAAACUCAACAGACUGCAAGUAGACACCGCUGAAUACAGCUGCCUGAAAGCCAUUGCUCUCUUUUCACCGGAUGCAUGUGGUCUGACGGAUCCAGCCCAUGUGGAGUCCCUGCAGGAGAAGGCCCAGGUGGCCCUGACCGAAUACGAGAGGUUGCAGUACCCUAACCAGCCUCAGCGCUUUGGCCGCUUGCUCCUGCGCCUGCCGGCUCUCCGCGCCGUGCCGGCCAACCUCAUCUCGCAGCUCUUCUUCAUGCGCCUGGUGGGCAAGACGCCCAUCGAGACGCUGAUCCGAGACAUGCAGCUUUCAGGGAGCUCCAUCAGCUGGCCCUACGCCCCCGGACAGUAGUGAAACCGCAGGCCGGGGUGGGAGAUGCUGAGAUCGGACUGGAGGACGCAAAGAACAUAAAAAGAGCUGGAUGUUAGGUCAAUUCAGUUGCAGCACUUGGGUGUUUUGGCUCUGGUCGCCAUCUGAUCUCUCUUUGUCUCAUUCUGGACUACAGAGAAAGAAAACAAAAACAAAAACAAGGCUUAUUAAAAUGCAGACUUAGGCCAUGAGCACAUACUACCUCCUCCCAUAUCACCUUUAAUGUGACUGAGUUAGAUCCAACUCUGUGUGUGUGUGUGUGUGUGUGUGUGUGUGUGCGCGCGGGCGUAAUUGCUUUGAGUCCAAGUGAAACCAUAGCAACAUCCGCGUGUAGUGCAGACUGUAUCAAAGUUGUUACCAAAUGUAUUAUAUCACCCGAGUCAUGUUGUUGCAUUGUGUGUCAAUGGAAAAACGCUUGAUCAUUUAUUCGAAAUCAAUCUUAAGGCCCAUGCACUAGCACACUGCCUGUCCUUGCUUGUAAGAUAAUGCAGCACACUAGUGAGGCAACUAGUCAUGUUUUUUUUUUUACAGCUAAAUGUUACUAGUGAGGCAAAACUGCGCACUAGUUGAAAGUUGUGUGCUACUAGUAGAACUAGUGACAAAAUUCAACGAGUUAACAUUUACCGCUUUACUUGUUGUACCAGUAGUGCACAGAGGUCACAGUUUUGCCUCACUAGUAACAUGUAGCUGUCCAAAGUUGUCCUACUAAACAAUGCUCGUUCUCAUUCAGUCUUUCUUCUUAGCGCUCUGAAUUGUCUCACUGGUGAGAAAGAAGAAGAGCGUACUAGUAUAUGGCCCUUAAGCUAGAUACCAAGAAUAUGAAAUAAAUGCUCAAACGGCUUCCCAUAAUGUGUCAUACUAUAUUUGCUACACAAAUAUUAAUGCUCAGUCACUUUCUGAAGAAGUUGCAUAUUCUUUUCAGGAUUUGCUGCCCUCAAGUGGCCGAAAAACAGAAGCCAUCUUUGCACACACAUGACUUUAAUAUGCAGUAUGUAGUAAAUUACACACCGUUUUAGGUUUUAGGCUGUUUGCAGUUUAUCACAUAGAAAGCAUAACAUGGCCCCCCCAGACUGUCACGUCCUAGUCUGACAUUAUUACCUCAUGUUUUAUUCUUUUUAAAGACAAAGAUUGUAAUGCGCUAACAGUAAAUGUAAAGGGAUCAAGGUCGUCAUCACCAUCGUCACAAGAAUGUUUCAGUCAUACCCUCCCAAAGACAGACAUGUGCAGUGAUUUUUAGAUACAAUGUAUUGUGAAAUGUACUUUAACAAGGCAGAUACAAUGUAUUGUGAAAUGUAAUUUAACAAGGCACCCAUGUGCAGUGAUUUUUUAGAUACAAUGUAUUGUGAAAUGUACUUCAACAAGGCGCCCAAGGUUGUGUAGCUCAUUCAUGAAUACGACUCUUACGACUCUUGUUAUGUUUCAUUUGUUUUAGGGUACUUCAUUUAUGGACAUACUGUAUGUAAUCCAAUAUUGUAAAGCAAACAGGGCCUUACAGACAGCAGAGAAUGAUAGCUAUGCUUACACAAAAAGCACUUGUUGGUACUCAUGUCUUGUUAACACAACAGACGACGACUAUCUGAUGCAUGUUUUCCUUUACCUAAUUAUCUGACUAAAACACUUUAUAAGUAGAAACAAGUUUUUUGGUAUGACCUUUUCUGUAGUCUGUCAAAUUGUCAAAAGACCACAACUUCCUCAAGAGCUCAAAACGUUCUUCACUUUGUUGUUUGUCAGAAUUAAAACUAUAGUGAUUUGA
Molecule: messenger RNA, 4274 nt
Organism: Phyllopteryx taeniolatus (common seadragon)
Lineage: Eukaryota; Metazoa; Chordata; Actinopteri; Syngnathiformes; Syngnathidae
Gene: nr2f6b
Product: nuclear receptor subfamily 2, group F, member 6b
Exons: 5
Coding region: 1280-2503 (407 amino acids)
Biological process (GO): anatomical structure development; cell differentiation; negative regulation of transcription by RNA polymerase II
Molecular function (GO): zinc ion binding; RNA polymerase II cis-regulatory region sequence-specific DNA binding; nuclear receptor activity
Source: RefSeq, a predicted model, not a curated record